UUGCCAGGUAACAGGAAGCACCGGAAGUGAGCCCGGGCGGGACUUCCGGACACGUUUUGUUGAUGGUUGCAUCAGAAUCUGAUCAGCAGAAGAGAGACAGAGAUGGAAGCAGCUGGAGAAUCUAUGGCUCGGAGCUACCAGUCCAUUGUCGACAUUAGCGACCAGAAGGCCCAACUGUCCGUGUUACACGAUUACCUCAGCCACCGUAGUUACAUCCAGGGCUACACUUUCUCUCAGGCCGAUGUAGAGGUGUUCAGGCAGCUGGCAGGACCCCCUCCUGACCAUUACUUCCACGUGGUUCGAUGGUACAGGCACAUAACGGCGAUCUCAUCUAAUGCCACAGCACAGCGCGCCUCAAAUAACGCACACUCAUGCAAAGGGAGACGUACGCAGCCUCCGUGGUCACCUCCAGACACAUCAGAACAACCCAAACUGCGCCUGUACAACAGUCUAACUCGGAACAAGGAAGUGUUUGUUCCACAAAAUGGCAAAAAGGUCACAUGGUAUUGCUGCGGACCCACUGUAUAUGACGCCUCGCACAUGGGACAUGCAAGGUCCUAUAUUUCUUUUGAUAUCCUGCGAAGAGUUUUAAAAGACUAUUUUAAAUAUAAUGUUUUUUACUGCAUGAAUAUCACAGAUAUUGACGAUAAGAUAAUUAAACGAGCCAGACAGAACUAUUUGUUCCAACAGUACGAAGAAAGCCGGCCUCAGCCGGAUGCAUUACUGAAGGAUGUGAAGACUGCACUUGUGCCAUUUGUGCAAAAGCUAAGUGAGACGACCGACCCGGACAAGAAGCAGAUGCUAGAAAAGAUCCAAAAUGCAGUGAUAGCUGCCAUACAACCCCUGGAAGAAGCGAUCAAUAAAUCAGCUCCUGCUGAGGACAUUCAGAGUUGUGCGCAGACUUUACUGAAGGAAUCGUCCGAUCUGCUUUCUGAUUGGCUGGAUACCCAGAAAGGAGCACAAGUGACGGACAAUUCCAUUUUCUCUCAGCUGCCCAAUUUCUGGGAAGGAGAGUACCACAAAGACAUGGACGCUCUGAAUGUUCUACCUCCAGAUGUUCUAACACGGGUUAGUGAAUAUGUGCCAGAAAUUGUGGAAUUUGUGCAGAAGAUUGUAGACAAUGGUUAUGGCUAUGAGUCCAAUGGUUCUGUCUACUUCAACACAGCCAAGUUUCACACAAGUGAUAAACAUUACUACGCCAAAUUGGUGCCAGAGGCCGUCGGUGAUCAAAAAGCUCUUCAGGAGGGAGAAGGUGAUCUCAGCAUUUCCGCUGACCGGUUAAAUGAGAAGCAGUCACCCAAUGACUUUGCUCUGUGGAAGGCCUCUAAACCCGGGGAGCCAUCAUGGGAUUCUCCAUGGGGAAAGGGUCGUCCUGGGUGGCACAUUGAGUGUUCAGCAAUGGCAGGCUCCAUCUUGGGAGAAUCGAUGGACAUCCAUGGAGGAGGGUUUGAUCUGCGCUUCCCCCAUCAUGACAAUGAGUUGGCUCAGUCAGAGGCGUACUUCGACAAUGACUAUUGGGUGCGCUACUUCCUCCAUACCGGUCACCUGACCAUCGCAGGCUGCAAAAUGUCCAAAUCUCUGAAGAACUUCAUCACUAUUAAAGAUGCACUACAGAGAAAUACAGCCCGACAGUUGCGUCUGGCGUUCCUUAUGCACUCCUGGAAGGACACAUUGGAUUAUUCGACUAACACUAUGGAGUCUGCCGUCCAGUAUGAAAAAUUCUUGAAUGAAUUCUUUUUAAAUGUGAAGGAUAUUUUAAGGGCCCCAACAGAUAUUACAGGACAGUUCGUGAGGUGGCAGGAUCAGGAAAUUGAGCUGAACAACAGCUUCUAUGCCAAGAAGGCGUCCAUUCACGCAGCGCUGUGCGACAACAUUGACACACGAACUGUCAUGGAAGAAAUGCGAUCGCUGGUCAGUCAGUGCAACUCGUACAUUGCGUCCAAGAAAGCCACUAAACAACUGCCCAACAGGAUGUUACUGGAGAGCAUCAGCACCUACCUGACCAGUAUGCUCAAGGUAUUUGGAGCAAUAGAAGGAGAAGAGCCUAUUGGAUUCCCUGUAGGAGGAACUGGACAGAACAUUAAUCUGGAGUCCACUGUAAUGCCGUACUUACAAAUUCUGUCCCAGUUCAGAGAGGGGGUUCGACAAAUUGCCCGAGAGAACAAAGUGUUGGGGGUGUUGAAGCUGUGUGAUGCCCUUCGAGAUGACGUCCUGCCAGAACUUGGAGUGCGCCUGGAGGAUCAUGAAGGUCUGCCAACGGUGGUCAAACUUGUGGACAAAGAAACUUUGCUAAAGGAAAGGGAAGAAAAGAAAAUGGCAGAAGAAGAGAAGAAAAGGAAGAAGGAGGAAGCUGCCAGGAAAAAGCAGGAACAAGAGGCUGCAAAACUUUCUAAGAUGAAGAUCUGUCCCAGUGAAUUGUUUAAGACAGAAACUGACAAGUACUCCAAGUUUGAUGAAAAUGGGUUUCCCACGCAUGAUACAGAGGGCAAGGAACUAAGCAAAGGCCAGGCCAAAAAACUCAGGAAAUUGUACGACGCUCAAGAAAAACUUUACAAAGAAUAUCUGCAGAUGGUUCAGAAUGGAAACGCUAACUGACAUCCCCUUGGAAGGGAAAACUGUGAACAAACGUUGAAGGACCACGACU
Nanorana parkeri is the source of this 2644-nucleotide messenger RNA. RefSeq names its product cysteinyl-tRNA synthetase (gene CARS1). The record is from RefSeq and is a predicted model, not a curated record. The transcript has 23 exons. The coding region runs from base 103 to 2595 and encodes 830 amino acids. NCBI's taxonomy places the organism in Eukaryota, Metazoa, Chordata, Amphibia, Anura, Dicroglossidae. Gene Ontology annotation, biological process: cysteinyl-tRNA aminoacylation. Gene Ontology annotation, molecular function: cysteine-tRNA ligase activity; ATP binding. Gene Ontology annotation, cellular component: cytoplasm.